This is a messenger RNA of Parasteatoda tepidariorum (common house spider), 1562 nucleotides long. NCBI's taxonomy places the organism in Eukaryota, Metazoa, Arthropoda, Arachnida, Araneae, Theridiidae. The record is from RefSeq and is a predicted model, not a curated record.
AUAAUACUAAAUGUUGUAAUUGCUUUAUGGCUUUUUAAUCCUCUUUUUUUUAUGUGGUCUAAUGUCUUUUGAGCUCAGUAGUGUCUCAAGUCUAAACGCAGUCAUAAAUUCAUUUCUUUGAAUAUCGUUUCGUUCAUAAGUGCAUUAAAACUAUGAGGAAUGUUCUUUUAUUGAUUUUGUUAUGUGUUUUGAUAGCAGCUAAUUCAAUCGAAAUUAAUCAGAAAUUUGGUGAGGAUGGUGAUAAGGAAAUUACUUGGGAAAAGUUUAUGAAAAAAGCUUUGUGGUCAAUGAAUACAAUUGCAGAAUGAAUACAACCGUCUAUGAAUUCUUCAUUAACAUUUAGAAAUAUCAAUGAGUCAUGCGUUAAUAGUUUAUUAUUGUAUUUUGAAGGAAUAAAAAUGUGGGAGCCUUGGGCGAUCAAAAUGGUAGAUGCAACUGGUAGAAUUCCUAGCGGCCUAAUGACUGGUACAAUGACAGACUUUGGAAAUUUUGACGAAUGUUUGCAAGUGAGAUAUAAUUCCGAAUCCGAAAAUUUCCAAGGAAAGUUUUGUAUGAUAGGAUUUAAAAUUCCUCUGGUCCAGCCCCCCAAUGGAAAAACAACGAGUGGAGAAUCCUACUUAGAUGCUUAUGGGAGCCCACCGGAAUGGAUAUCUGAAUUUAUGAGAGAAAAACGAGGUUUUGUAGCGCAUUUCCGUUUAUUUUUUGGAUCUUGUUUACCAUCUUCUUGCAGUGAUCAGGACAUUCAUAAUCUAGUCUCAAAAGUCACGGAACCCUGGACUUCAAAUAUUGUGGUGUCAGACUGUCAAACAGAUCAACCAAGAGAGUGGACUACUUCUGGUAUCAUUGCGCUGUGCAUUUUGAUGGCAUUAUUUGGUACUUGCAUUUUGGGAACUGCUUUGGAUUCACAUGACAAAAACAGAAUGGCUGUAUCCAAAUAUUCCACACCAACUAAAGAGUCGUUUUGGAGAAAAAGCUUGAAAUCAUUUUCCUUACCUGCAAAUUCAGCAAAAGUUUUCGAACCGAAGAAAGGAAAGCAUUUCUUGGACUGUAUUGACGGUAUUCGUUUCUUCUUAGCCAUAAUGGUUAUAAAUACUCAUAUCGCACUAUAUAGAGAGCGGUGGAAGGAACUUAAAUAUACUUCCGUUUAUAACAUUACAUUCAUCUUUAAUGCUCUGACAAUUUUAGUUGAAAAUGCUUGUGUAGGCUUGGAAAACUUCAUCGUAAUCAGUGGAUUUUUUCUGGUAUAUAGUAUGAAGAAGAAAAUGGAUAAGAACGGAGGUAAAAUAGAUUUCAUAGAAUCUAUUACUCACAAACUUUGGAGAUUUUGUCCAUUAUUUAUAUUACACGUUGUCUUAAUGUUAAUAGUACCAAAUCUUCAUUUUGAACCCAUAUGGAACUCUUCAUGGGAUUUUGAAAUUAAUAAAUGUCAGAAAUCAUGGUGGAUGAACAUCUUCUUUAUGAACAAUUUUGUACAUUCUAAUGAUAUACAUACACCCAGAUUUGGCCAAGCAACUAGCUCGAUUUCGAUUUUCAAAGUUCUGUCGUUUCUUAGCCACGUCUGA